Protopolystoma xenopodis is the source of this 600-nucleotide messenger RNA. NCBI's taxonomy places the organism in Eukaryota, Metazoa, Platyhelminthes, Monogenea, Polystomatidea, Polystomatidae. The record is from the annotation of a GenBank genome assembly.
AUGAACGAAAGGUCAGCACGGAGUCAUCGGAGUCGUAAGACGGUGAGGCGAGGUCUUCUUCGCACAAUUCAACAGACACAAGUCCAAGGCAACCCUCCUGCGUUAUCUGUGAGUGGUGACGCCUUCUCUGAACGCCAGAUCAGUCGACUUGUCUGCCGAAAUCGCCUUGCCCGUCAGCAUCAGGUCCUUUCGACUCGGCUUUGUGAACUGCGUGCCCGAACUGAAGUGGCUCACGUGCUGACAAUGGCAGCAGAAAACUCUACAAAGACAAAUAGUGAUAUUAACACUAAUGAUCCAUGUAGCUGCGAUGAUAAGGGAAAAGAGCCCUGUUUGGAUGUUAUAAAAGUAUCUAAAAUAGCUGCCCGAGACCAUGGACAUACUCUUCUUCUUCGAGUCCCAUCUACCAGUGGUCGGCUUAAACUGGCUGAGGCUAGGCAGAAUGAAAUGAGGCUGAAACGUUGCUCCACCCCCCCUUGCUUACAAGGCUUUAUUGAUACACAAAAUUCUCUGGAACCACUUUUGCCCCCAGAAGCGAAUUUGCAACCUGGAAAUGCGGUCACACGACGUUUAUACAACUGCACCGAGAUUUCUGCUGAUUAG